Lobosporangium transversale is the source of this 624-nucleotide messenger RNA. RefSeq lists its product as hypothetical. The transcript has 2 exons. Lineage: Eukaryota; Fungi; Mortierellomycota; Mortierellomycetes; Mortierellales; Mortierellaceae. Gene Ontology annotation, cellular component: mitochondrion. The record is from RefSeq and is a predicted model, not a curated record. Bases 12 to 458 code for a protein of 148 amino acids.
GUACUCUCGGCAUGUGCUGGAAGCUUAAGGACUUUGGGAUUACAGCGCGUUUCUUAGGAGAGUCUGAGGAGGCAUACAUUGGGAUGAAUGAAGCUUUUGCCAAAGGCGAUCGAGGAUACCUUGAAGAAAUGUGUACUCCAUCUAUGUAUGCAAAGCUCAAGAGUCAACUUAAGGAUCGUGUUGGACGAUAUGAGUGGAGGUAUCAUGGUUUAGUUGAAAAACCUCAGAUCGUAUCUAUCCGGCAAGGUCAGAUUGGAGGCCAUGUAUUGAUCCAGAUGAUUGUACGCUUGCAUACAAACCAAAGCAUGGCCGUCUUUGACAAGAAAAACAAACAAGUUGCAGGAGACUUGAAGAGAAUAACUCCUGUACUUGAAUACAUCGUCUUUCAGAGGUUUAUCACAGAUCCUGAGGAUAACUGGAAGAUCCUUGGCAAGGCUUCACCUGAUAUGAAUGUAUAGAAUAAACUGAAUACUUCGUUUAGUUGUAUGCAGUAAAUCAUUUUAUUCUUUUCUUUUCUUUAUCCCCGAUUCAACUGCUCCUUGGCUUCUAUUACCGUGGACACGAAGGAGUGUCUCUUUUUUUUUACUUAAUGUGUGUCUGAGAGCCUGUGCUGCUGCAUAAACA